This is a messenger RNA of Suillus subaureus, 1977 nucleotides long. RefSeq names its product quinon protein alcohol dehydrogenase-like superfamily. The coding region runs from base 1 to 1977 and encodes 658 amino acids. Gene Ontology annotation, molecular function: protein binding. Lineage: Eukaryota; Fungi; Basidiomycota; Agaricomycetes; Boletales; Suillaceae. The transcript has 7 exons. The record is from RefSeq and is a predicted model, not a curated record.
AUGCCUUACCGAAUGAUCAAAGUACAGAACGGCAUCAGCCACAUCUUACACCUGCAUGGUGGACAGCGGGUUAUCACCAAUUCAUGGGAUGGCUCAUUUCAAGUCAGGGACUUGGAGAGAGGCAUGCAGUUCGGGGAGGAAUGGGAGGAAAAAGAUAGAGUGGAGGCCAUUGCAUUGUCGCCGGAUGGUAAGACCAUAGCAAGCGGGAGUUCGGACGGCGCAGGCAUACAGAGAGAGUGGUGUCUAGUGCAGGAUGUCGAGAGCGGAAAAACUAUCCUUGCACCAAUCAACACAGAUUUAUCUGUGGUUUGCUAUUCACCCGAUGCCAAGAUGAUUGCCACUGGCGGUCCGGAUGACCUCAAAGUCUGGGACGUCGACACAGGCGAAUUGCUCAAAACACUGGAGGGAGGAUUUAUGUGCUUGGCGUGGACCUCGGAUGGAAAAACGCUUAUUGCUGGUGGAAUCGAGAUCGCGAAAUUCGACACAGCCACAUGGACUGUUCUUGAUGCUCGCAGCAUAAUCCUCGCCGACAUCAUUUUACUAUCUCCCAAUGAGCGCAUCCUCGCAAGCACAUCAGUCCUGGACAAGACACUGCAACUAUGGAACAUUGAAACCAAUCAACCCAUCGGAACACCACUUUACCAUGAAGAAAAUGUGAGCUGUGCGACCUUUUCUGCAGAUGGAAAGCUCCUUGUCACUAGCUGCCGCGACGACCACAUAUAUACAUGGGAUGUUUCCGCUAUCGUCAAAAAAGCCGGCCUUCUGUCAGAUAUUGCUGAUGCUACACCGCAACCAAUUCCAAAAAUGAAAGGCGCUCGUCGAGUACCUCCAGGGUUUUUUGGCGAUGCACUGCGAGAGGCUAAUUCGCGCACUCGUCUAUCCCGAUCCCAUGAGCCGCAUAACCUUCCCAUUCCAGCACCACAUCAACGCACCCUCAAUCCCUUAUCUUCCUUCUGGCACCGCUUUAAGUCACACAGUGCAACUGAGCCAGACACCCAAUCGCGAUCACAAUCUCUCAGCUGGACUCGAAACUUAUCUGGUAUGCUACGCAGACGAGAUAGAUCGGACAUCCAGUUGCGAGAGGUCGAGGUUCCUUAUACAGCGGGAAAACCUACAGCGGAUUAUCACCUAUUCAAGAGGCGAUGUCUCAUUUCGAACUUGGAAAGGGGCACGCAGGUUGGAGAGGGAUGGGAGGACAAAGAAAGAGCAUUAUCUGUCAUAGCAUUGUCACCGGACGGUAAGACAGUAGCAACCGGGAAUGACAAUGGCGCAGUGAAAUUGUGGAGCAUCGACAAAGGCAAGGUUGUCAAAAAGUGGACGGGGCAUACAAAGGAAGUGCUUUCCAUGUGCUGGAGCCCAGACGGAGGGCGAGUGGUGAGCGGAUCAGAAGAUGAUACAUUCAGAGUAUGGGAUGUCGAGAGCGAAGAAACUAUCAUCGGACCAAUCAACGCACAGAAUUAUCUGUGGGCAGUUUGCUACUCACCCGAUGGCAAGAUGGUUGCCACGGGUGGGUCGAUGGGGCUCAAAGUCUGGGAUGCCAACACAGGCAAAUUGCUCAAAACACUGGAGGAAGGAUUCAUGUCCCUGACAUGGACCUCAGAUGGAAAAACGCUUAUCACCAUAGGGGGAACGGAUAUCAAGAAAUUCGACACAGCCGCCUGGUCACAAACAGCGAUUCUCGAAGACUUGAAAGAUUCCCAUACCAUUACAUUAUCUCCCAAUGAGCGCAUUCUCGCAAGCACAUCACACAAGAUGACAGUGCAACUAUGGAACCUCGAAACCAAUCAACCCAUCGGAACACUACUCCACCAUGAAGAGUACGUGAACUGCGCGUCCUUUUCUGAAGAUGGAAAGUUCCUCGCAACUAUCUGCAACGAUGACCACAUAUUCACAUGGGAUAUUUAUACUAUCCUCAAAAAAGCUGGCCUGCUAGGUUUGAUGCUAUAUCCUCUACGCCCUGACCAAGACUUCAAAUGA